AUGGAAGUAGACGGAAAGAAGUCCUUCAGCUCCAGGGUAUUCUUGCGACCUUUCAAGUACUUCAUCAGAAACUUCGCGGCAAUCACGAAGAGCAUUGAAGAACUCGAGAGCAAAGGACACACAGAGGCAUCAAAUGAUGCGGGUGAACAGGCGACAUCUUUCACUCAACAGUCUGACAAGAAGCAACGAGAGAUCGACGACAAAGUCCUUUUGGAGGACGCGAGACUACUCAAAGCCUUCAUGAAUGAAGAUCUUGAGUGUGUAUUCGACCUUCGCAGCAAGAUCGAAGCUGGCACAGACACGGAAAUUGAGUAUUCCGACUUAUGGCAUCUUUUUAAAAGGGGUGACCUUGUCAUCACCAAAUCAGAGCCAAGGCACGCCUUCCGGGUUAUCAAUAUUGUCGGCGGGCGUGAGCCACUGGUCUACCGCAUACCAUCAUUGGACGACGAAGCCAUAACUGCUGUAGAUGGAUUCGUCCUCGACUGCAUAAGCUUCCGCUCCAACGGAUCCGGCUACGUGCCGCAGCUUCAUAAACUCUCGAUCAAAAAGUAUUACGGAAGUCAGCCUAUCACAUCCCUCGUUGUGUAUCCCAUGCGAUUCUACCCAAAAAAGGACGAUCUACGCACUCGAUUCCUCGAAAAUGGAAGAAAGUAUGUUGAGGUCACAAAAGCCGACUUUUGCCACAAGAUUGUGCGCGGUAAGACGCUUGAUGAACCUUCCCAUGACCUCGAUGGUCAGGUGAUUGUGGAUAUGACCCUUGCGCUACACGAAAACCCGGACUGGAGAACCGAUCCAUACAUUCCGAUGGAAGAUCUUAGUCAACCGGACAAAAGAGAGACAUACGAAGAGUCCUGGUGUGGGCACCGAGCAGAAGGCUGCUGUGGUGGAGAUUUCAUCCACCAAGACUUGAAUGAUGACAAUCAAAAUACUCAGACAUUCUUGAGAAAACGAGGCUUGGGUUACCAGGUAGAAGCAGAUCUGUUGGAGGAGGAUUAUCUGCUGAUGCAACAUUAUGUUUUUGCGUUCGUGCUACGGUCCAGGAGGUGGAUGACAAUCAAAGUGGCGGACCUGCACGAUGUUGAAUUCACAAGUUACUUCAAAGACCUGGUUCUUCCCGAAAAUCACGGACCAACCGUUCGAGCAUUAGUCGAUACUCAUGAGAGAUUGAGAGCAUCUCCAAGUUCACCAGAAGAGCCUCAAAGCAUUGCGUCCACCCUUGACAUAGUCAAAGGAAAAGGGGCCGGCCUCAUCAUUCUGCUCCAUGGACCGCCAGGGGUGGGGAAGACAUCGACGGCGGAAUGUGUAGCUGAUGACACUCAGCGGCCUCUGUUUCCCAUCACCUGCGGCGAUCUUGGCGAGACUGCUAUUGAUGUUGAGUACAACCUACAGCACAACUUCAGGCUUGCGUAUAAAUGGGGCUGCGUUUUGCUGCUGGACGAGGCAGACGUGUUUUUGGCGAAGCGAAGUAAGAGCGAACUUCGACACAAUGCCGUCACAAGUGUUUUCCUCCGCAGCCUGGAGUAUUACGCUGGAAUUCUGUUUUUGACUACCAACCGAGUUGGCGCCAUAGACCCAGCUUUCAAGUCUAGGAUUCAGAUGUCGUUGUUUUACCCGACACUGAGCCUCUCCGUCACCAAGGAGCUCUAUAAGAAGUUCAUAAAUCGAGCCAAAGAAGAGCAGAUCGAAACCAAUACGUACCAAUUCGAGAUCAGGAAAUCUGAAAUCCUGAGGUUCGCCAAGACACAUUUCAGAGACCUCGAGAGGAGGAAGAGGGAUACUUGGAAUGGGAGGCAAAUUCGCAACGCAUUCCAAACUGCCAUUGCCCUAGCAGAACACAAGAGUAAGAAAAGGCCGCCUGGAGAUCCACUGCCCGUGCUCGGGGAAGAACAGUUCAGAGUUGUAGCGAGUGGAUUCAAGGAGUUUGAUGACUACCUUGUCACAACUCUAGGUGCUACGGAAGCUGAAUGGGCCAAGAGAGAUCAUUGGAGGGCAGAUGGAUGGUACAUGGGAAUGCCUCCACAACCCUAUGCUGCAAACACACAAGGUCCCUUCGCUUCUCCUUCGCAUUUCAUGCAUCACAAGCAACCUCAGCAACCUCCCGGUCUCUCUGGCACCGCGCCAGAUAGUAGCUCAGAUGACUCAGACUCUGAUCCUGAUAGCGACAACGAAACGAGGCACAAACAGGCCGGAAAGGCCCCAGCGGUGCCUACAAUCCUGGCAGAACAACCAGCCCCGGCUAACCCUGGCUUCAGCAUGGAAGACUUUCAAGCUUUUUUGAAGUUUCGACAAGAUGCGGCUCCCGAAAAGUAG
Messenger RNA from Colletotrichum aenigma, 2310 nucleotides. RefSeq names its product putative cell division cycle ATPase. The record is from RefSeq and is a predicted model, not a curated record. The coding region runs from base 1 to 2310 and encodes 769 amino acids. Gene Ontology annotation, molecular function: ATP hydrolysis activity; ATP binding. The transcript has 2 exons. NCBI's taxonomy places the organism in Eukaryota, Fungi, Ascomycota, Sordariomycetes, Glomerellales, Glomerellaceae.